CAUUCUUUUCAACUUUUUUUUUUUUAUAACUCCCAGGGAGAGAGAGAGCCCAAACGCAGCUUCAAUGGCGACAAGUCUUCUGCGAAAGAAACCGGGUCUCCACCCACUCUUGUUUCGGUUUCUGAGCUUACUGUCACCGGCGGCUCAGUCAAGGUCCGCCGGAACCCUUGCCUUCGAAGAGCUCCGAGCUUCACCCGACCAACCCUACCAAUCCACCGCUAUCGUAAUUCACGGCCUCCUUGGAUCCGCCAGAAACUGGAGAUCUUUCUCCCGCAAUCUCCUCUCCACCCUCCCUUCUCCAUUCGAUUGGAGAAUGGUGCUUGUGGAUUUAAGGAACCAUGGGAAAUCGGCUGAGGUUGAAGGUCUGGGCCCACCUCAUGACCUGACCAAUGCAGCCAAGGAUUUGGCCGAUUUGGUCAAGUCUCAAGGUUGGUCAUGGCCGGAUGUUGUUUUGGGCCAUUCCCUGGGUGGUAAGGUCGCUCUCCAAUACGCCGAGAGCUGUGCUCGUGGCGACUAUGGCGAAUCUGCUGUGCUACCUAAACAGCUGUGGGUGCUAGAUUCCGUUCCAGGAGAUGUUAGCCCUGAAUAUAGUGAUGGAGAAGUAGAAAAAGUCUUGCACACCUUGCAGAAUCUACCUCCGACGGUUCCAUCACGAAAGUGGCUUGUGAAUCAUAUGGUUGAACUUGGGUUCUCAAAGUCAUUAUCAGAAUGGAUAGGCAGCAACCUCAAGAAAUCUGGAGAUCGGGAGACGUGGGCCUUUAAUCUUGAUGCCGCAGUUGAGAUGUUCAAGUCUUACAGGGAGAGGUCUUAUUGGUCUCUAUUGGAGCAGCCACCAAAAGAUAUGGAAAUAGCGAUUGUGCGUGCAGAGAACAGUGAUCGUUGGGACCCUGAUACCGUUCAGCGGCUUGAAAGCCUUGCCGCUCGAGAAAGAGGUGGCUCUGAGGGGAAGGUUGCAGUUCAUGUUCUUCCGAAGUCGGGUCACUGGGUUCAUGCGGACAAUCCCAGAGGUCUUCUUGAGAUUGUGGCACCUAGGAUUGCUUCCCUUUGACCUUUCUGUGGUCUAAGUUGCUUGUUUUCUACCAUAGAAACACAACUCUGUAAUUUGAGAGAAUCAUGCUCCAUGUCUUGCCUUUUAUUUUCUCACUUAUCUGUAAUUUGGGUGAAUGUGGAUCCAUGAUUCUAUUUUUUCUGACUUCAAUUCUUAUGGAA
Morus notabilis is the source of this 1209-nucleotide messenger RNA. Its product is annotated as protein ABHD11. The transcript has 6 exons. Bases 65 to 1048 code for a protein of 327 amino acids. The record is from RefSeq and is a predicted model, not a curated record. NCBI's taxonomy places the organism in Eukaryota, Viridiplantae, Streptophyta, Magnoliopsida, Rosales, Moraceae.